GUAUAGUAUACACGUCAUUCUCCAAGAAUUACAGUUAAAUUGAAGUGUUAAUUCCCACGUCUGGAAAACACACAGAAAAUGAGUUCAGUGCAAGAAGAAAAACCACCCACGGAGACGUCAGCUAAAACACAUAUUCGAGAGUUAAGAAAUACUGAAUUAGUAUCCCGACUGUUAGCGGCAACCCCGCCGUAUCUUUACAGCGCGUUGCCCCUUCAACCUCAUGCAUUCUUCUUUAGUGAGAUGCUGAGAUCAUUCGUUAACGCGCGACAUGGAUGCCGCCCACCUCAUUACCACCGUCGCUUUAAGCGUCGCUCGCAUAAAUAUUUCGCCGAGAACGAAAACGAAUGGCGACGAGACUGGCCUAAACCUGAAGAGGACAGAAAAGAAGAGAGUAGACCCGAAGUUCCACUGGAGUUGACUGUAGAAAAACAACCAAGGUUGCGUGAACCGUCACCUAGAAGGUUGUCUCCGAAGUUAGAACAGACAAAGCCUAGCGGUAGUCCCGGGCCACCCGGUAGACAAUCUUCGUACGUUGAUGUUGGCACAGAAGAGUUACCAAAACCUGCACCUUGCGUUGGCAGAAGUCCCGUCGAUCCCGCUACAGCCGUGCCGCCUUCAAACUUAAUACUUCCUCCACCACCGCCUAUGUGGUAUCCUCCUCUAUACAAUCCACAAUUUGGAGUCGAUCCUUUGAAUUUCUUUAUAGAUUUACGCGUCUCUGGUCACAUUUAUGACAGAAAACGUGCAUUAGCUGAAGGUAUCGACACUAAUAUCAGUCAAGAAAUUAGACCAGAAGAAUCCGGCUUGGAUAAACGGCUGCCAAGGGAUUUCGCGCAAAGACCUCGACAUUUAUCUGCGUUUUCUGUACCUGUACGUUCUGGAAACAUUUCAGUAGACAGCCAGGAGAAAUAUUUCGACCACAACAAUUUAAGGUCUGGUAAAGUUAAUGGUACUUCUUAUAUUAUGAGGAAUUUGAAACGCGUUUAUGAAAAUGUGCAUACUACUCAGAAUAAGGAAGACUCCAAAGGAGUCAACGAGGAGGAAACAAAAGCAGAGUCGACAGACGUAGACGAGGAUAUUAUAGAUUAAAUUGUUGUUUAUUAUUUAUAUAGGUACUGGUACUAGUUGAACAACAAUUGUAAUAUGAGUUUAUAUGAUUAUAGUCAUUAUUAAAUAUUUUAAUAUUUAGGUAUAUACCUAA
This is a messenger RNA of Achroia grisella, 1201 nucleotides long. RefSeq lists its product as uncharacterized. The transcript is spliced from 2 exons. NCBI's taxonomy places the organism in Eukaryota, Metazoa, Arthropoda, Insecta, Lepidoptera, Pyralidae. The record is from RefSeq and is a predicted model, not a curated record. Bases 79 to 1089 code for a protein of 336 amino acids.